Molecule: messenger RNA, 788 nt
Organism: Hibiscus syriacus
Lineage: Eukaryota; Viridiplantae; Streptophyta; Magnoliopsida; Malvales; Malvaceae
Product: major pollen allergen Ole e 1-like
Exons: 2
Coding region: 87-602 (171 amino acids)
Source: RefSeq, a predicted model, not a curated record
UUCUUCCAACUGGUAUAAUAUGAGUGCUCAAGUAGAGAAGCCCUAGUGGAAGCUUCUUCUCACUUCUCUCAUGCUUGCUAGCUGCCAUGGAUCCAAUCGUUCGUCUUCAUCUUCUUCUUUUGGCAUUCUCUUUCAUGUAUCGACUUUCUGCAAUUGCUCAACCCCAAAAUCCCAUCUCUCGGAUCACAGUAGUGGGCGUUGUUUUCUGUGAUACGUGUUCGAGCAACACUGUCUCUAGACACAGCUACUUCUUGCCAGGUGUUGAAGUCAACAUCGAAUGCAAGUUUAAGGCAAAAUCAGAAAGAACAACAGAGCAAAUGAGUGUCUCAGUCAACAGAACUACAGAUAAAUAUGGGGUGUACAAGCUAGAAAUACCGCAUGUUGAUGGUGUUGACUGUGUGGAAGGUUUGGCCAUUGAGUCAUUAUGCGAGGCGAGUUUAAUAAGGAGCAAAUCGGCAGAAUGCAGUGUACCAGGUUUGAAGAUUUCCACUAACCAGAUAUCUGUGAAAUCAAGACAAGACAAUCUCUGCAUCUACAGCUUGAGUGCACUGAGUUACAGGCCAUCCAAGAGAAAUGCCACCUUGUGUAGAAAUCACAAAUAGGGGAUUUGAAUUUCACCCAGAUUCGAUAAGUUUCGACUCGGUCAAAAUUUUAUUUUAAAAAUUUGAAUUUUAUCGAUUUUUUUAAAGGGUGAGAUAAGGUAAGAUUUAAUGUUUAGGGUGAAAAGAAUAUGACUUUCGUAAUUAUACCUUAUAAUCUCUAUAAUAUUUCUUUUUAUUUUUUUUCAA